GACUCCUGAAAACUUCAGCAAAAACACUAUUUUGUGAAUUGUUCUUUAUAUGUUUUCAGAUUUUGUCUGUUUAUUAUAAUAAGUUAAUGUCACGUUGAUCCAUGUCCUUCUUUUCAUCAGAUGUUUAAAAUAAUGUGGUGAAAUACUUAAUAAUUGUAGAAGUCCAAAUACUUGGUGAAUUCGUGUCAUUACAACGUCUUUCCCAAGAUUAGAUUCGCGAGUUGUAACUAAAUCGUGAAAUAUUCCAGUAUCAAAAUCAAGCAAAAGCACUCGUUUGUCGUAUGACUCCUACUUCUCCUUCUAGAUGCUCUCUUAUUGCUGGUCCUUACUUGUUUCAUUAUCUGCUGGAUCGUGGUGUUUGUUACAUUAUUCUUACAGACUCACAAUUCAGUCGUACAAAAGCCUUUGCAUUUUUAGAGGCCAUACAAACAGAAUUUUACGGCAAAUACUACCAACAAAUACAAACAGUUUCAAGACCUUACGCAUUCCUUGAUUUUGAUCACGUCAUACACAAAACUCAAAAAAUCUAUAGUGAUAGUCGGUCAUCCAAUCUUAGUCAAUUGAACGUAGCAUUACAAGACGUACAAAGAAUCAUGGUACAGAAUAUUGAUGAUGUAUUACAACGUGGUGAAGCACUUUCAACCUUGGACUCUCGAGCAUCCAAUUUGUCUACUAUGUCCAAGAAAUACCGUCAAGAUGCCCACUCACUCAACCUUCAAUCGGUGAAGGAAUUGAAAUUAAUAAAUGAUGAUAAAGUCUUUAUGAAAUGGAAUAUUCCCGCUUCUUUGUUGGAAAGACAAACUAGGAUAUCGUUGAAUAAAGAGUGUGAUAGAAAUACAGUGAAAACAGAUGAUAAUUUACAAGCUAAUUCUACAGUUGUUGUAGCCGAUUCAAUGGUACAAAAGAAAAAAAAUCCAGUGAAAUGUAUGGAAACAUUGGAUGAUUCUUCAAUGAUACUAGAAGAACAUACUAUAAAAAAGAAGUCUGAUUCGAAGGAGAACCUAACUCAGAAAAACACAACUUCUACAUCCAGUAAUGAUUUCGCAUCAAAAGAUCCAAUAUCCACUAUUAUGUCACCAAAGGCUGAACGAUAUGUUCGUAGAUGGUUAACGGAUGCUUCACCAUUAGAGCGCACAACUGCACUGGAAUUGAUAGACAAGCUCUACAGUGAGACAAACGAACAAGACCAACUAACUGAUACUCAAUUUCAAAUCGUUAUGAAACGAGUUAAGAACAUUAACCGGGAUCAAAACAAAACACCACACCCAGUGUUUUCUCGAAGUGAUGGUUCAACGCAUCUCAAGUAUUUAGAUCUACUGACUAAGCAAGAAAGAAGGGAUCAUUGGAUGUAUUGCAGUUGGCAUCACUUACCUCCUUACAGAAUAUCAAGUACGGCUAAAUACGACUACCCUGGGUCACAUUAUUUACAUUUAUUGGAAAGACAACCAAAAGAAUAUGUUAUUCAUCCUGACUUAGGUUAA
Schistosoma margrebowiei is the source of this 1481-nucleotide messenger RNA. The record is from the annotation of a GenBank genome assembly. NCBI's taxonomy places the organism in Eukaryota, Metazoa, Platyhelminthes, Trematoda, Strigeidida, Schistosomatidae.